Messenger RNA from Trematosphaeria pertusa, 3987 nucleotides. RefSeq lists its product as uncharacterized. The transcript has 6 exons. Lineage: Eukaryota; Fungi; Ascomycota; Dothideomycetes; Pleosporales; Trematosphaeriaceae. Gene Ontology annotation, molecular function: protein binding. Bases 1 to 3987 code for a protein of 1328 amino acids. The record is from RefSeq and is a predicted model, not a curated record.
AUGUGCUUCCGGGGUCGAGCGAUUGUUUUCCUCGCAACUCCACACCGUGGCACAAAUCUGGCGACUGUAUUGAAUCGUGUACUGCAAUCAACACCCCUCACACAUUCGAAGCAGUUUAUAUCUGAACUCACGCGGAAUUCGUCAACAUUGCAAAAGCUCAACGAGCAAUUUCGUCACAUUGCACCAAAAUUGCAGCUAGUCUCCUACGAAACUCGGCCUACCUCGAUCGGGUUUAAGAAUGCUCGAGUGAUGGUAUUGGAAAAGGACUCAUCGUUACUCGGCUAUCCAGGCGAAACGUCGAAGGCUUUAGAUGCCGACCACCACGGUGUCUGCAAAUACGAGAACCCCAGAGAUCCGAACUAUAUCACAGUGAGAAACAUCCUCAAAUCGCUAGUCGGUAAAAUGAUAUCGACGAAGCAAUCCGGCAGGCCGGAGAUUUCUAAUCGGACAAGAUCCCGAAAACUGAAAGCCAUAUUGGCUAUCUCAGAGUUUCCAGACAUCGAUUACAUCUUCUUCCGGGACCAAUGGACGCAGGGCACCUGUGAGUGGAUUCUUAAAGAACAGGACUAUCUCGAAUGGCUCAACUCUCAAGGACACUCCCAGCAUGUACUCUGGUUGAAAGGAGGUGCAGCAACCGGGAAGUCAGUCCUCUGUUCGUUCAUCAUCAACAGCCUCGUCGAGCAAGGUCUUUGCUGUCAGUACUUCUUCAUCAGAUUUGGGGACCGAAAGAAACGAACUUUGAGCCUUCUCCUCCGCUCAAUAGCCUACCAGAUUGCUCAACAACAUCCCAGCUUCCUGCAAGAUGUCCUUGAGCUAGAAGAUGAAGCUGUGGAUUUUGAGGCCGCGGACCCAAGAACCAUAUGGGAUCGCAUUUUCAAAUCCAUACUCUUCAAGCUGAAUGCGCAAAGAACCCUGUACUGGGUUAUUGAUGGCCUUGAUGAGGCUGGUGAUGCUCGAGCGAUCGUCAAGCUUCUCUCGGGUAUCACCGUGUUAUCGAUGCCAAUUCGGAUUCUUUUGGUCAGCCGAGAGACCCCAGAUAUAGCUACCGGUCUAGAGAAGAUCCCACAACCUCUAUGUCAGGGGUCCAUCAGGAUUGAAGGCCAUCUGGAAGAUCUACGUUGCUAUAUCUGCCGAGAACUUCCCUUAUCUGGCACACCCGAAUUUAAGGAAGGCAUUGUCCAGCGAAUCGUGGAAAGCGCGCAAAACAAUUUUCUCUGGGUACGACUUGCCGUUGAGAGAAUAAAUUCCUGUCAUACGCACUCUGCCGUUGAGCGAGCUUUGCAGGAGUGUCCUCCCGGCAUGGAAGCACUAUAUGAGCGAAUGGCCCUGUCAAUCGCCCAACACCAUUCGUCAUCAGAUAGGUCCUUAGCGUCCGCUGUUCCCCAGCGUGUCACUUACGUCGCGAUGAUUCACCAAACCGCUCGGGAGUACCUACUCGGCGAUGCGGAUCGGCCUUUCCACGUGGAUCGAGACUUAGCACACGAACAGUUGUUUCUGAGCUGCAUGCAGUGUCUGAUGUCUAGCGGUCUUCGAGCGAAAGUCAAUCAGAACACACCGGAGUUUCUCAACUACAGUGAGACUUGCUGGUCCUCUCAUCUGGUGUCAAUUCCUCCAGAUCGUGAGCCAGUAGCUAAGGUCCUAAGCAGAUUCCUGGUAGGUCACUGGGUAUUGACGUGGAUCCAAGUUCUCGCAAAGGAAAACCGGUUGCGGAUACUCAUCCAGGCAUCAAAGCAUCUUUCAGAGUAUGCUGCCAGACGCAAAAGACAGGGCACAUCCCGGACUGGAAAGCAGGCAGUUGUGGAACAAGAAUCCAUCGAAAGCUGGGCGGUGGAUCUUGCCAAGCUUGUCGGAAAGUUUGGUCCCACAUUACGACGGAAUCCCGCUUCGAUAUACAAACUAAUUCCUCCUUUCUGCCCGCGCAACUCUGCCAUAUACCAACAGUUCGGCAAGGCGGAGACGAGAGCUCUCAUGGUUUCCGGCAUUUCGACACGGACCUGGGACGACUCUCUCGCGCGGCUAUCGUUUGGAUCUGGCAUUUAUGCCUCCUCCAUAUCUGCGGCGGGUGCUCAAAUUGCGGUUCUCGCGUCAUCAGGAAACGUAUCCCUCUACGGCUCCUAUGUAUACCGGAUGACGCUAAGCAAUUCCGGGACAUUACUGGUUACCUACGGCUUCAGAACGACAAAAGUCUGGGAAACAACCACGGGAAGAUGCAAAUUGAUGGUUGAGAAUAUAGAAUCACGGCCACGACCACUUGCAAUGCUCUUGACGAACAACAACAACACGCUUCUGGUUGGUACGGAUGGUAGACGGCUACAAACACUUGACUUGAAUGAGGCUACUCCAACAUGGCAACUUCUAGCAAAGUUCGAUGAAGAAGAGCUUGAAGGGCACUUCUUGAAUGCCUCAAGUUACAUGGCUCUCAACAAUGAUGGCACUUUAAUGGCAGUGGCAUAUCGUGGCCAUCCGCUAUCGGCCUGGGAAGUCGAUGGUCCACUCCACAUUAGCCACUGCUGGCGUGCUCGCAAAGAAGUUGCCCGAGGAGAAGUCAUCGAGGCUGUAUGGCACCCAAAAAUCCAGAGAUUUUGGGUCUUUACAUUGAGGGCGUGUACGGGAGCUUCGAGAUUGGCCAUUAGCGGAGACGGAAAUCUUUUCGCAACUGGCGACGUACGCGGCACCGUCAAAGUCUACACCACGUCUGGAUUCAGGCUUCUGUAUCAGUUGGCUUCCCAGGAUACCGUCCUUGGCCUGGUGUUUAGUGUCGAUCAGCACCGCCUUUAUGACGUCCGAGGCUACUAUGGAAACGCUUGGGAACCCACUGCUUUGAUGCGGUAUGCCGAGUGUUCAGGGAACGGAACGGACAGCGAAAGCGAAAGCGAAAGUCUUUCUCAAUGCUCUAUCACGUCUGUAAACUCAUCUCAAAGGGUUGACUCUAUCACAGUACUUACAGCUUCGCCAACCGGUCGGCUCUAUUGCUGUGGUACCGAGUAUGGACGCGUGCAACUGUUCGACACAGAAAAGGGAAAGCUUUCCGAUUUCCACCUCUCCAAAAGCUUCUUCAGCAUCAAACAAAUGACGUGGAGUGCCGAUGGUCGAUACUUUUGCUACGCCGACUCCAGUAAGAAGGUCGUCAUAUUCUCGAUAACUACGUGUCCAUCUACUUCUGACACUGUUGCCGAAAUUCGUUGCGAAAUAUCACUAAAGGUCCACAUGGAAGGCCCUAUUCAACAACUGUUGUUCCAGCCAGAUUCGAGUCACCUUUUUGUGUCCACUUCAUCAACAAUCUGUACGAUAUCGCUCCUGUCAGCUUCUAUAACGCACUCAGCAGCGUCGCAUCUACAUGAGCGCAAGUGGGUCACACACCCCCAAGAUUCGGCGCUAAUCCUUGGAUUCGGACCGGAUUCCAGCGCCACGGGCUCCAGAGUCAUUGAUCGCGUCCUUGUCACCCCCGACAGGAAGCAUAUGCUAGUUCAGAUGUCGUUCGGCCGCAACUCGAGAGAAAAAGAAUACCUCUAUUUCCCCACGUCAUCCGUCUCAGCAAGCACAGCAGCUACCAUCGAGCUCGAGCAAGCCAAUAGGUGGGAAAUAAUUAUCCCUGCGCUUCUUCCGCGGCCGAUGUCCUCACAAAUUACCCUCGCACUCUCUUUCCUCAAACGAGACCGCCUUUUGUUCCUUUCGCGAACCUUCACAGUCUGCUCUUGGCAAAUCCCGUCAUACCACGACCUAUCCCUAUCUUCACGGCUUUCCCGCCGCGCAAGUUCUGAUAGUACCGCCACGGUAACGUUAAACGACGCAUCCCUCCCCGAUGGGGAAGAUAGUCGGGACGCCGGUAUGCCAGCGGAGAAAGUCAGCAGCGAAAUCUUCGCAUUACCUGCAGACUGGAUAAGUAGAGAUUGUUUAGAGUUAUGCAGGGUCUGGCUUAGGGAAAAGUCUUUACUGUGUCCGCGAAAUGGAGAGGUUGCACUUGUCAGAUGCGCCAGUUUCGUCUAA